This is a messenger RNA of Arvicola amphibius (Eurasian water vole), 3647 nucleotides long. It is a transcript of the gene Chst9, whose product is annotated as carbohydrate sulfotransferase 9. NCBI's taxonomy places the organism in Eukaryota, Metazoa, Chordata, Mammalia, Rodentia, Cricetidae. The transcript has 7 exons. Gene Ontology annotation, cellular component: membrane. The record is from RefSeq and is a predicted model, not a curated record. Gene Ontology annotation, biological process: proteoglycan biosynthetic process; carbohydrate biosynthetic process. Gene Ontology annotation, molecular function: sulfotransferase activity. Bases 759 to 2045 code for a protein of 428 amino acids.
GGUGGCGCCGCAGCCCCAGCCCUCCCGGCUCAGCGAUCUGUGGUGCCCACGCUGCCCUGCUCCCCUGGUGCUCCGUUCCCGCACCGCACCAAGCGGCCCCCCGCGAGGAGACGUCCCGGAGAGUUUGCCCGGGAGCGCCGGCAAGUUUCUUCCUCAGCCCGCUCUCCGGGAGCGGAACCUGCAAGUCGCCAGGGACGGAUGCCGAGGGGCAGAAGGUGGUAUCUUGGGGCACUGCAGACCACUUCAAUCCACUUUGUUGGACCUGCAAGGGGAGGGAAUGAAGAUCGCUGCAUGCACUCUGGGGUAACUUAGUAGCUACCUGGAAUGGAUCCUGCUCACCACCCCAGCCCCGGCGCCCUCGGAGAGGUACCAUGAACUCCAGGGUUCUGGAGACACACCCUCGUGGGGACAGGACACCCAAGCGAAGAGUGUCGAGUUUCCUAGCACCGGUCCGUCCAGUCCUCUGGCUUGUUUUGGUUCUAAAUUGAGCGUCCCUGCCCUGGUGCCUCCUUUGCCCUGGCCCCAAACUCCAGCAACUCUGCAGAGACUGCCAGCCAGGUGGGAAGGAAGUUCCUAGCCCAGGCUGGAUGGUGGCUGAGCAGAGGGCUGGAGAGGGCCAAGUGAGCCUCAGGUGUGAAGCAGGUCACUUUGAGGAAUGUGCCCUAAGAGAUCAAGAAAAGAUUGAAACUUCAUGGAGAAAUAAAUCAUGUAGCCUUUGAAUUCGGACAUGAAGAGAAACACGUCCAUCUGAAGUGGUCAUGAACCCCAAACAAGUCUUCCUUUAUGUCCUGCUGUUUGGGGCAGCUGGGCUGCUGCUCUUCAUGUAUUUGCAAGUCUGGAUUGAAGAACAGCACACAGGGAGAAUAGAGAGGAAAAGAGAACAAAAAGGAACAUCAGAAUGGCAGCCGGUACAGUCCUUGCAGCAUGCGUCCAGGAUGGUGACUACAGGGAGAAUCCAGGAACACAUCACCAAUCAGAACUCUGAGGUGCACAUGCCUGAGGACCUAAAGAAGAAAAGGGGAAAUCUGCUCAACCUGGGGGGACCCGCUAGGGUUUUAAAGAAGAACAGCCAUUCCCAAGGGGAGGAUGGAGCCCCCCAAUCAUCAACAGAUAACUCAAAAGAAACGCACCAAGUAGCUAAACCUCAAGCCUUUCAGAAGCCCAUCGAGAUGACUUGGCCCUUAAACAAAGGUUCAGUCCAAGGCAACAACAAAUGGAAGAAAGCAGAUGCAACCCAAGAGAAACGUCAGUCCUUCCUUCGUGAGUUUUGUAAGAAACAUGGUGGAGUAAAUGAUCCCAAAUCCAGUCUUUUUCAUAUAGUAUCCAGAGUCUAUGUAGAAGACAAACAUAGAACUCUGUACUGUGAAGUGCCAAAAGCUGGCUGCUCUAACUGGAAAAGGGUUCUGAUGGUCCUAAAUGGAUUGGCUUCCUCUGCAUACAAUAUUUCCCAUGACACUGUGCACUAUGGGAAGCAUCUGAAAACAUUAGAUAGCUUUGACUUAAAAGGAAUAGACAUGCGUUUAAAAGCCUAUACCAAAGUCGUGUUUGUUCGAGAUCCCAUGGAAAGAUUAGUGUCAGCAUUUAGGGAUAAAUUCGAGCAUCCCAACAGUUACUAUCAUCCGGUGUUUGGAAAGGCAAUUAUAAAGAAAUACCGACCAAAUGCCAUUGCGGAAGCAUUAAAUAAUGGAUCUGGAGUAAAAUUCAAAGAAUUUGUCUACUAUCUAUUGGAUGCUCACCGUCCAGUAGGAAUGGAUAUUCACUGGGAAAGGGUCAGCAAACUCUGUCAUCCAUGCUUGAUCAACUACAACUUCAUAGGGAAGUUUGAAACAUUAGAAGAAGACGCCAAUUACUUCCUGCAGCUGAUUGGUGCUCCAAAGGAGCUGAAAUUCCCGAACUUUAAGGACAGGCACUCGUCUGACGAAAGAACCAGUGCUCAAGUGGUAAGGCAGUACUUAAAGAACCUGACUAGAGCAGAAAGACAGCGCCUCUAUGACUUUUAUCACUUGGACUAUUUGAUGUUUAAUUACACAACUCGACAUUUAUAAUUUGCAUUCAUUUUCUAAAGCCUUACAUUGAUGUAAUGAUGAUGGCCUCAAAUCAACUCCUGUUAUUUUCCUACAAUUCUCUGUAUGGGGGAAAUUUAACUAAGUGAAGUUGUCUUGAUUGAAUGAAGAUUUUUUUUCUUAACCAAAGAGUAUGACAGCAAUUGGCACAAAGUUAUUGGAAAAUCAUCUCAAGGAGACGUAUAAACAACUCGAUGUGCUUUUAAAUGUUGGGGAAAGAGCUGUUUUGGCAUUGUGGCACAUACCGUGGCAGCAAUAACUUAGCCAACUGUUGCAUUAACCAAGAAGGCCUCUUGCAUGUAAAAUAAGGGGGUCAAAACUGGAGAGAAUUAUGUAUCCAAAUCCUGGCAUCAAUCUUCUAACAUGAAUGAGCCUAUUCUUAGCAGUCUGUAGCACAUGCAUCAAAUGACUGGGUGGUGUUCUUAUACGCUAUCCACUGUGAUGAUGGACCCAUUUUUAAAUGCUUGGGCAUAGGCAUUUUACUAUUGGUCUGGAGGCACUCUGUGAUUUUCAAUAUGAGAGUAGAACAGAAAAACAGAUGAAGCUGUGACUUAUUUUUAACAGCCAGUAAAAAAUGCACAACAUGCUAAGAUCAAAACAACAAAAGUAACCUUUCUCUUCCAGGAGAAACUUCAGGGAGUUGAUUUUCUUUGCGGGAGGCGGGGCAUUGGACCCUCCAUGAGAAGACAAAUGAGCACAACCAAGCAGGUCCUCAUUUCUAAGCAUCAUCAGAUAGAAAUGUGCUCUCAAUUCUGCUUGAAUUCGAAAGGGGGCAAUUGUUUCAGGAUGGAAUAAUCAUCAAAACCAAAAGUUGCCAUUCUGAAUAUAGAGCUCUAACAAUAACAGGGUUUUAUAAGAAUAUUACUUGAAUUAAAGCACCAUGUGCAGAACUUUCUAUGCAGAAUACCCUCUAAGAAUAGCUUUUGUUGCAGUCUAAUUAUUCAGCUUGGGAAUAACUUUUUAAGAACUAAUAUACCACUUCAAAGACAGGUUAUGUUCUGGAGGAUAAACAUAACAAGAGCCCCUAGAAAUGUUUUUAAUAGGCUUAUGCAUAAGCAAAUUAAGGUAUUUUCUUCCUAAGUUUAAAUACUCUCUACUAACAAAGCCAAAUACCAUUGCAUGCAAAUAUUAAAUCAAAGUCUUUGGAAAAUAAGACCAUGUGUCACCCUUAUGAAAAGUUGUAAUGCACUUUGGAAAUUUUUUCCAAGGGAUCUAAAAUUUAAAGACACAUUCAGAUGAGAAGUACAUUUUAAUUAGUUAACUACUAGCCUGGCUUAAGCAAACCACAUGUCAAUCAAAUCCUGUGGAAAUGUUUCUUAAACAUGUUUCUCUUCCUAAGCUAUCGUUUUUGAUCAGUAAAUACCCAGCUGUCUUGCUAAGAAAGCUAGGUCUUAAUAUUUGAAUAUUAAUAGACCGAGAUGCUUGUAGUCAUACGUGUCUCAUUUUGAUUUUCCAUUUCAUGGCUGAGUAUUCAUAAAUUGCUUCACUGUGUGUACACACCGCCCUAUCUCCUCCGCAUCUCAAAGGAGCGGGUGAGCUGUAGCGGGCCACAGCAGCAGCAUUAAACUCCGCACACCAACCUUC